AAUUGUGCCAAGUGUGGGAAACCAGUAUAUUUUGCUGAAAGAAAAACAUCCCUUGGUGUACACUGGCAUCCCAAUUGUUUAAGAUGUGAGAAAUGUCAACGAGUAUUAGUCCCAGGAAAACAUGCAGAGCAUAAAAGUUUACCAUAUUGUCAUAAUCCCUGUUACAUGGCUCUUUAUGGACCGAAACUUGUUGGAUAUGGA
Lottia gigantea (owl limpet) is the source of this 201-nucleotide messenger RNA. RefSeq lists its product as hypothetical. The record is from RefSeq and is a predicted model, not a curated record. The transcript has 3 exons. Gene Ontology annotation, molecular function: zinc ion binding. Gene Ontology annotation, biological process: intrinsic apoptotic signaling pathway in response to DNA damage; regulation of gene expression. The annotation marks the transcript as partial. NCBI's taxonomy places the organism in Eukaryota, Metazoa, Mollusca, Gastropoda, Lottiidae.